Aspergillus heteromorphus CBS 117.55 is the source of this 1347-nucleotide messenger RNA. RefSeq names its product alpha/beta hydrolase. The record is from RefSeq and is a predicted model, not a curated record. Bases 1 to 1347 code for a protein of 448 amino acids. NCBI's taxonomy places the organism in Eukaryota, Fungi, Ascomycota, Eurotiomycetes, Eurotiales, Aspergillaceae. The transcript has 2 exons.
AUGGCACAAUCCCGCAAUACCAUCUGGCUAUUCCUCACCGCCACCUUUCUAUCCCAGGCUCUGGCAAGCAUCCCCACGAUCAAAUGGCAGAACUGCAGCACCUCCACCCCCCAUCCCCUGGACUGCGAAAACAUCCAAGUCCCAAUCGACUGGACAGACCCCGAGAGCGACCAGGUAACCCUGAGAAUGGUCCGCCACAACGCCACGAGCCCCUCCAAACGCCUGGGUAGCCUAAUCGUCAACCCCGGAGGGCCAGGCAGUCCUGCAUCAACCGUGGUCACUUACGCCCCGUACGCCUUCGGCGCAGACAUCCUCACGCACUUCGACAUCAUCGGCCUCGAUCCACGCGGCCUGCGCGAACCUCACCGGCCCUCUCAUCGCGCACCUGGACUCCGCGUCAGCAUCGCAAUGGACAUCGAGGCUGUGCGCAUUGCCCUCGGGGACGACAAGCUCACUGACCUGGGUCUUUCAUACGGCACAGUCCUCGGCGCGCAAUACGCGCAACUCUUCCCGGGGAAUAUCCGCGCGAUGGCGCUAGACGGGAACGUCGACCAUAACAUGGCGCGGACGUACAGUCUCACUCCUUCCUCAGCUGCACACGAGACGGGUCUGAUCCGGUUUAGCCAGUGGUGUGCCCAGAACAGCACGUGUGCGCUGCACGGCACAGACGUCCUGCAACUUUUCGACGACCUGGUCGCUCAAGCGGACGAAACGCCCCUCCCUGCCCCUGUCUGUGCCGUGUCCGGGAUAUGUCGCUCCGACGUAACGGGGGAAGAACUGCGCGACAACCUGCGCAACUGGCUGCCAUUCAAAGACCCGCCACCCCAACUCCUUCUAACCGGCUGGAACGAUCUAGCCUUCACCCUGGCGCAGGCAAAAUCCGGGAACGCAACGCUCCUCUCCACCCCCCUCGCAACAGACCCCGCGUCAAUCCUCUUCCCCGAGCUAGCAAUCUACUGCCUCGACUGGUCGCGCGACACCUCCGUCGCUGACGUGAAGUAUAAGCAGGAUAAUACCGCCACCCUAAUGCCGCAUACCCAGGGGGUCUGCGAGGUGAACAUCCCGCAGGUGCAAUGCAUCGGGUGGCCGGUUCCGGUGGAGAAUCGGGAACAUAAUGCGAGUAGCAAUAAUACUCUCCCGAUUUUGCUGGUGAAUGUGGAGCUUGAUCCGUUGACGCCGAUGGAGUGGGUGGUGGGACAGAGGGAGCAGAUUCGCGAGAGUGUGUUGUUGACGAGGAGGGGGGAUGGUCAUACGUCGUAUUUCCUGUUUGGGGAGACGUCCAGGGCGAUCGAUGCGUAUUUGGUGGGUUUGGAGUUGCCGGGGGAGAAUGUGGUGUUGGAUAGUUGA